Messenger RNA from Hypoxylon fragiforme, 1452 nucleotides. RefSeq lists its product as uncharacterized. NCBI's taxonomy places the organism in Eukaryota, Fungi, Ascomycota, Sordariomycetes, Xylariales, Hypoxylaceae. The transcript has a single exon. The coding region runs from base 491 to 1324 and encodes 277 amino acids. The record is from RefSeq and is a predicted model, not a curated record.
UUACAAGAUCUGGCCGUCUUUAUGUAUGUGAACAAAGUGGCAAUAUGUGCUAGGUAUCACGAACUCACUACUUACCACGAUCAUUCCCUUUCCUUGCCACAGAGAAAUCUUACCUAGGUACAUGUCUGCAAGAGGUAGAUAAAGAUUGGCUCUUCAUUGAACGCUCCCUUAUUCUUUUCUUGCAAUAUAUAAUAUAUUCCAAGUCAUUCCGCCACGGACUACAAGACAUAGUAUCUCCUUCCUUCAAUCGUUCCCUUUGCAAACUCCAGGGGGCCUUUAAGGUAGGUAAUAAGCGAUGCCAGCAAAGUGAAGAAGUGAAACAAUAAUAUACUCCUGUCACUUAUGCCGUUUGAUAAAGAAGCAUCACCAACUCAUGAUACUAGAUUCGUGGACAAAGAAAUGUGUAGUAUAAGUACCCAGGCAGUAUUUCACGGACCAGUACUCCAAUCUAGUAUCUCCAUCAAAGUCAAACAGAGAAAGCAUAAUCACGAUGGAAUACCCACAUCCCAAUUCUCCGUCUUCCGAAAGUGACGAUAAAGAAUGUGUAGCACCAGGCCCGAAGCUGACGCCCGAGCAUCUUACCACCCCUGAAGAUACAUACGCGUUCCUUCGGCACUUCGACACCGUAUUCCUCAUUGACGACUCGGAGGGGAUGUUUGAGUAUUGGCCAGAGAUAGCUGCGCUGCUUCAGAGCAUCGUUUCGAUUUGCAACGAGCAUGACUCUGACGGCAUCGACGUUUUUUUCGUGAACCACCGGCCACCCGGGCAUCGCCUAUCCGGGUUCCUUGGCUCCGAAGACGACCGCUCCGGAUACCGGCACAUUCGAAAGGCGAGUGGUUCGAUCGAGAUGCGGGACAACGUGGCUGGAAUCUUUGCCAGGGUGGUCCCCCGCGGGAGCUGUAGGCUCGGACGUCGGCUAGGUUAUAUCUUGAACAGUUAUAUGCGUGAUUACGAGAUGGGACUUCAGACCAGCAUCGACGGACCCACUGGGCAGCGCCACUACCUAAAACCACUGAAUCUCAUCGUGAUCACGGCCGGCUUUAGUGAGGAUAACCCGAAGGAAGCGCUGAUCCAGACGGCGCGUAGGUUAGACGAACUACACGCGCCAGCGUACCAGGUCUCCGUGCAAAUGUUCCGGGUCAAUGAUGACGAGUCGCCACGGCUGGCUAUGGGGUUUUCUUAUGACACUCAAACCGAAGCGCUGGAUAUGAGAGAUAAGGCACCCCCGGUUACGUGGAGUGGUUUAGAGGGGGAGUUGACAUUGGAGACAAUAUUGAAGACUGUGCUGUUUUCUGUGAAGAGUUGUAUUGACAAGCAGGAUUGAAAUACGUUGCUAACGACUCCUUAUCUCUUAGACUUCGUGAUGAUUUCCAUUAAAGUUGUCCGAGGGUUGAUCCUUUGCCAUUCCGUAGAUACCUAGAUAGCUCUUGCAUCGAGAACAUAUGAAGCCCU